Adineta ricciae is the source of this 1080-nucleotide messenger RNA. The record is from the annotation of a GenBank genome assembly. NCBI's taxonomy places the organism in Eukaryota, Metazoa, Rotifera, Eurotatoria, Adinetida, Adinetidae.
AUGUCAGAUCCAUCGAUUGCUCGUUUACCAGUACGUGACAAUAUUAAACGUCGAAUAAGACUUUUGCGACAGAAUAAUCAAAUGGUGAAAGAACCAAAUGAUCCAAACUUUGCUUCUGUUCCUAUUCCAUUGACCAAAACUAUACGUAACGAUCAGUUUCUUCGUUGUGAUACAGGACCAGGAGAGGACAGAAUCCUAAUCUUCGCAAGUGAUGAACAAGUCGAUAUUUUACAAGAUACCGAAGAAUACCUUGUUGACGGAACAUUCAACGUCGUGCCUGAAAUAUUCUAUCAAUUAUUUAUCAUUCAUGAUUUAUUUCGUGAUCAUGUCGUUCCAUUAGUUUAUGCUUUAUUACGUCGAAAAAAUGCGGAAACAUAUCGACGCCUUAUCACUGAAAUACUGAACAUCGCUCCUCGUUGGUCUCCAGACACUAUCAUGCUCGACUUUGAACAAGCUUCAAUGGGUGCUUUUCGAACAGCUUUUCCUAAUGUCUUAUUAUCUGGAUGUUAUUUCCAUCGGCGACAAAGCAUACAUCGAAAACUACAGGAACUGGGAUAUCAGAAUCAGUAUCAAACAGAUCCAAUAUUUUCACAUAACAUCCACAAGAUAGCUGCCUUGACAUUCUUAGAAACAAACUCUGUCAUCAACGGAUUUGAACGUUUAUCAAUAGAUCUUGGUGACGGUUACGAAGAUAUAUUGGAUUAUUUCGAAGGAAUAUAUAUCGGAAGGCUUCGACCAAAUCGCGCUCGAAGAAAGCCCAUGUUCGAAAUCAGUUUCUGGAAUAUGAAUAGAAGAACCACUCAGUCCUCGAUGCGAACAAAUAAUUCUGCCGAAGCCUAUCAUCGAAGAAUUGGUUCGGUAUUUCAAUGUGCUCAUCCAACACUAUGGGUUUUUCUCCAGAAGUUAAUUGAUGAAGAAAACGGUAUCCAUGCAUAUAUUUUACACAUUUGUGCUGGUCAAACACCAAAAAAGAAAAAAGGAAAUAAACGACUCGAAAGACGAUUAUUGAAUCUUGUAACCAAUCCUCACGGAGAUGUCUUAGUUCAACUUGACUCAGUCACGUACAAUAUAUCAUUGUAA